This is a messenger RNA of Nematolebias whitei (Rio pearlfish), 1349 nucleotides long. RefSeq names its product 3-hydroxyacyl-CoA dehydratase 3 (gene hacd3). NCBI's taxonomy places the organism in Eukaryota, Metazoa, Chordata, Actinopteri, Cyprinodontiformes, Rivulidae. Gene Ontology annotation, cellular component: endoplasmic reticulum membrane. The coding region runs from base 98 to 1171 and encodes 357 amino acids. Gene Ontology annotation, biological process: sphingolipid biosynthetic process; fatty acid elongation; very long-chain fatty acid biosynthetic process. Gene Ontology annotation, molecular function: 3-hydroxyacyl-CoA dehydratase activity. The transcript has 11 exons. The record is from RefSeq and is a predicted model, not a curated record.
GGAACGCUUCCUGGCUAGUUAGCAUGUUGCGCGCAGGCUCCAUUCAUUGAUUAUCUAGUUAAAUUUUAUUUGAAACGAGUUAUUUUUAAAGUCAGCGAUGACUCUUACGCCUCUUGUUUACUGGGCUCAACGUCAUGAAGAGAUUUACCUGCGUGUGGAGCUGACAGACGCCCAGCAUAUUGAUGUCCAAGUGCAUGAAGAUGUCCUUCAUUUUAGAGCCCAGGGGCAUGGUGCAAAAGGACAAAAUGAAUAUGGGUUCAGUUUACAGUUCCUUUUACCAGUAAAGCCUGAGGUGAGCCACAAGUCCACACAGCGACAGGUAAACAUCACAGUGAGGAAGCAGCAGCGAGGCUGGUGGAGCAGGCUGACCCUGCAGGAGCGUAGACCCGUCUUCCUGGCACCGGACUUUGACCGCUGGCUUGACGAGUCAGACGCCGAGAUGGAGAUCCGGGAAAAGGAGGAAAAAAAGAGCAGGAUGAGGGUUGCAAGACAAACAGAAGAAGGGUUUGUCAGCCUCAAAACAGGCUUUUUGUUUGUUUAUAACCUGGUGCAGUUUCUUGGGUUUUCGUGGAUCUUUGUCAACAUGACUGUGCGCCUCUUCAUAUUUGGCCAAGAUUCGCUCUACGACACAUUUCACACGAUUUCGGACACGAUGUUCUUCUGCCAGAUCCUGGCAUGUGUUGAAGUCCUGAAUGCUGCCUUUGGCUUCGUCAGAACAGCAGUUAUUCCCACUCUAAUACAGGUGGUUGGAAGGAAUUUUAUCCUCUUCAUCAUCUUUGGUAGUUUGGAAGAAAUGCACAAUCGUCCAGUCGUGUUCUUUGUUUUCUAUCUGUGGAGCGCCGUCGAAAUUUUCAGGUAUCCCUUUUACAUGCUGGCAUGUUUCAACACAGAGUGGAAAACCCUGACGUGGCUGCGGUACACAGUGUGGAUCCCUCUGUAUCCGUUAGGUGUUUUAGCUGAAGCUGUUGCGGUGAUUCAGUCCAUUCCCAUAUUUGAUGAAACCAAACUCUUCAGCAUUCCUCUGCCGAAAGUCAUCGGUACCUCAGUCAGCUUCUCUUGCAUCCUGCACGUCUAUCUAGUGCUCAUGUUUUUGGGGCUUUUUAUUAACUUUCGUCACCUUUACAAGCAGAGGAAGAGGCGUUUCCGCACCAAGAAGAGGAAAGCAAAUUAAAAAGGAGCGCAAAUGGUUUUCUUGAACACCUCUGCUGCCUGCUUGCUUCUGGACGCUUUUAUGAGGAUCACCGUGUUCCAAAACCUUGCUUCUUUCAAAUUACUGCUUUUCAAGUGAAUUCCUCUUUUUCCACAUCCUGUUUGAUCUAAAAUAAUGGAGUCGUGCUAAUCUUGAUAUG